AUGGAUCAAACUGAUCCAAGGUCUUUCCAAAUUGACUCAGAAGCUUUCAUCCAAUGGGUCAUUGGAGCUUUAUCCAUUAUUACUUUUGUAACUUGCAUCAUUUAUUUCUUUGCAAACGAAAUUUUAUCAGUUAUUAUUUUUUAUUCUGCAGCAGAAUCAUUCCAUCUUUUUAGGAUCGUUAGAUUUGUAGCUCCAAAAUUAGAAAUACCUCAAAAUGUAACUCAAAAAGUAUUAAUGUGCCAAGAUUUUUACAUGUUUAUUCUUUGCUUGCUUUUCAUUGUUACAGAGAGCACAAAUUAUUUUGUAGUUCUUGACUAUGCUGUAAAUACAUUAAUUGAAAGCUUACAUUUCUUUGUUCAUUUCUUAGCCCCAUGGAUGGGUGUUGAAGGUCCAUUUGUAGCAAAACUCCGCUCUUACAUUAACAAUCAAUACAUUCCAAUAGUUUCAGCCAUUAUUGAAGUUUGUGUAACAAUUUCAUUCUUUAUCCAAGCAAUUACAAAGUUUUCAUUCACAAACUUAAUUAUUUUCGUUGGAUACUUCUUCUUAGUCAUUGUUGCUAGCCUUGCAACAACAGAAGCCCAUGGAAGAUUUUGGGCAAAGAUUGGCCUCUUCCUCCGCGAAUUUGCUGCAUCUAGAAAUGAUAAACUUGGCCAGUAUGUUGAACUUGUUGUAGAAAAAUGUUCUCAUUUCGCAAGUGUCGCCCAACAAUAUUUCCCUAAGAAAGAUAUCAAAGUUCACCUUCAGUAA
Molecule: messenger RNA, 747 nt
Organism: Trichomonas vaginalis G3
Lineage: Eukaryota; Parabasalia; Trichomonadida; Trichomonadidae
Exons: 1
Coding region: 1-747 (248 amino acids)
Source: RefSeq, a predicted model, not a curated record